Molecule: messenger RNA, 2614 nt
Organism: Bombus impatiens (common eastern bumble bee)
Lineage: Eukaryota; Metazoa; Arthropoda; Insecta; Hymenoptera; Apidae
Gene: SrpRalpha
Product: signal recognition particle receptor subunit alpha homolog
Exons: 8
Coding region: 146-2029 (627 amino acids)
Biological process (GO): SRP-dependent cotranslational protein targeting to membrane
Cellular component (GO): endoplasmic reticulum membrane; signal recognition particle receptor complex
Molecular function (GO): signal recognition particle binding; GTP binding; GTPase activity
Source: RefSeq, a predicted model, not a curated record
CGUUUCAUCGUAUCUUAUAGUUUUUGCUUUAAGGUUUCUUCCAGUGUCUGUCUGACGUGUACAAAAAUCAAAGUGCACGAUCAUCAAUAGGUUAGAUUGUAACAUCAAAUCAAACAUUUUUUUAUUACUAAGAAAUCGUAUAAUCAUGCUCGACUUAUUUACUAUAUUCAGUAAAGGUGGUAUUGUUCUAUGGUGUUUCCAAAGCACCUCGCAAAUAUUUGCUCCUAGUGUUAACGCACUAAUACGAAGUGUCAUAUUGCAAGAACGUACGGGAAAUCAUACCUUUGAAUACGAUUCCUUACGCUUGCAGUAUAAACUCGAUAACGAGUUUGAGCUAGUGUUUGUUGUUGCAUAUCAAAAAAUACUACAAUUGUCGUAUGUAGACAAAUUUUUAAACGACAUCCACUUAGAAUUUAGAGAUAGAUUCAAAAAUGAAUUGGAGAACUCUAAGUGGUUUUACAAUUUCGAAUUUCAAAAUAAUUAUGAGCAUGUACUUGCUAUGGCUGAACAAUGGGCACGAACUCAGGCUAAGAUACCUAAACAAAUGCGUACUUUUGAUGAAAGUCAAAAAUCAAAAAAGACUGUUGCUAGUAUGAUUGAACGGAAAGAUGACAAAGAUAAUAAAAAGCAGGGUAAAAGGAAGACGGGAGUUAGUACUAAUAGAGAUGAUCAAAUGAAAAUUCAAGAGGUCCCUAAACAGGAUUUGUCAAACAAUCAAGUAAAUCAUAACGGAGAAAUGGAUGAAGAAGUUUUAAUCGCAAAUCGUAUGAAAUUGGCUCAAAAAAUGAAUAAUCAAAAGAAAAAAGCUGAUAAACAAAAAAGCCAAAAACCUGAGAAAGCUGGCAAGAAACCCCGCGUGUGGGAAUUAGGUGGGACUAUCAAAGAUCUUGCUGCUUUGGAACGCACCAAAGAUAAACCAGAAGAAAGUGGCGAUUAUGUGGGAGCUGAUAAAACAUUAGUAGGCCAGAUGAAAGGUGGCAUUCGUGAUAUAGUAGUUGAAACUGAUUCUGAGGAUGAGUCUGACGAAGAAAUGGAGAAUCCCAAACCCCAAGUACAAAAGAAAAGCAACAGUAUGUUUUCAAUGUUCAAGAGUUUGGUUGGUAACAAGUCUUUGAAACAUGAGGAUAUGGCUCCAGUUUUGGAAAAAUUAAAAGAUCACUUGAUUUCGAAAAACGUAGCAGCUGAUAUUGCUCAAAAAUUGUGCGAUUCUGUCGGUGUAAAGCUCGAGGGAAAAGUACUUGGUACGUUCGAUAGCGUGACUAGUACCGUCAAAGCCACGCUGACCGACGCAUUGGUGCAAAUACUGUCUCCAAAGAGACGUGUGGAUAUUCUGCGAGACGCAAUGGAAGCAAAAAAAAAUAACAGACCUUAUGUUAUGACUUUCUGCGGCGUAAAUGGGGUGGGAAAAUCCACAAAUCUAGCGAAAAUUUGUUUUUGGCUUAUAGAGAAUAAUUUUCGUGUGCUAAUUGCAGCGUGUGAUACAUUUAGAGCUGGUGCAGUUGAACAAUUGAGAACUCAUAUGCGCCACUUGAAUGCUCUUCAUCCGCCAGAGAAGCAUGAAAAUCAAUCUAUGGUUCAAUUGUAUGAAAAAGGUUAUGGGAAAGAUGCUGCUGGUAUUGCCAUGGAAGCGAUCCGUUUUGCUAAGGAUCUGAAAAUCGAUGUAGUUUUGGUGGAUACCGCGGGCAGAAUGCAAGAUAACGAACCAUUAAUGAGAGCCUUGACUAAGUUGAUCAAAGUAAACGAACCAGAUUUAGUACUCUUUGUUGGCGAAGCUCUUGUUGGAAACGAAGCUGUUGACCAAUUGGUAAAAUUUAAUCAAGCACUAGCCGAUCAUAGUCAAUCCACCAAUCCUCAUAUCAUUGAUGGCAUCGUGUUAACUAAAUUUGAUACAAUCGAUGAUAAGGUAGGCGCGGCAAUUUCUAUGACGUAUAUUACUGGACAACCCAUCGUUUUUGUUGGGACAGGGCAAACUUAUACUGAUUUGAAGUCAUUAAACGCAAAAGCCGUGGUACAUGCAUUAAUGAAGUAAUUGUUGAUUUGAAUAAUAAAAGACGAUAUUAAAAUUAUUAUAUAAAAAAAUUAAUUAAAAUUUCAAUGGAUUGUUAUCAAUUAUUUCGUGGAAUUAAUUAUCUCUAUUAUAAUAAUAAUUACAAUUAUAUACAAAAAGUUUAGCAAGAAUAAUAUAUUAUCGUGUUUAAAUACAUAUGUAUUAUUUUUGAUUAUCUUUCAUCGAUCUAUAUUGCUCUUAUGAUAAAUUUUUUAAUACGCUAGCGUUUAAACGACUCGGUAAAUACUGCUAUUCCUAGAAUCCCUCGAAUUCGUUAUAAAUGAUUUAUGAUAUAAAUUUAUGGUGUUUUCUAAGAAAUAUAAAUAACGUGAUUAAAAAAGGAAGAUGGAAUGCCAUACAUUCUUCGUAUGCUUCGCUUUUCUUUCAACAAUUAUUUUAUUUCGUAUGCUCUGUCUGUAAUAUUGAUUUUUCAGUUUCCUGCCACUUGUUGAAUACGUAGCAUAUAAAUUGACCGUUCCUCUUGCAAGAAUAUUGUUGCACCAGUGAAAAUGCGUCGUAUAUGUAAUGUUUAACAAAUUGUUUAAUAAAUUUUACAAGUUUUCCUAA